AUGGCUUCCGACAGAGAAUACGAUUUGGUUCUGCUAGGCCCCACCGGCUAUACGGGUCGAUUCUGCGCUGAGUACAUUGUGAAGAAUCACCCUACCGACCUGAAAUGGGCAGUUGCAGGCCGUUCGGUGAACAAAAUUGAGCCCAUUGUCCAGGAGCUUAAGGCACUCAACCCAGACCGUCGUGCACCAGAUGUCCUCCCGGUCCAGCUGAACCUUACCGAAUUGAAUGAGCUCGUCCAGAAGACCAGACUGAUCAUCAACUGCAUUGGUCCCUACCAUCUAUACUCCACCCCCGUGGUCGAAGCUUGUGCCAACAAUGGUACCCACUAUCUGGAUGUUACUGGAGAGACACCCUGGAUCAAGCAGAUCAUUGAGAAGUACCAUGAGACCGCCAAGGCUAAUGGCUCUAUUAUUAUCCCCUCUGCUGGCAUGGAAAGUGUCCCGUCGGAUAUGUUAGCGUGGGCCCUUGUCAAGCGAGUCCGCGAGGACCUUGGAUCGCAGACUCGUGGGAUCGAUAGCUGCAUCAAGGACAUCAAAUCAUCUGGUGCUAGCGGCGGUACCCUUAAUACCAUCUUGAGCAUCUACGACUCGAUCCCCAUCUCCGAGCUUCUCAAAUCCGUCGGUCCCUUCUCACUAACAGGUUCCGGUGCACUAAAGCAUGUUCCUAGCGACUCGAUAAUCACCAAGCUCUUGGGUCUACGCUCCGUUCCCGAUCUGGGCACUCUUACAACCGCCCCCAACGGCAUGGCCGACAUGGCGAUCGUCUAUCGCAGCAGCAUCUUGAUGCCUGAAUUCUACGGCAAACGGUUCGUUUUCCAUCAGAUGCUGUACGUGCGCAACGCUCUCAUCGGUGUCGCCAUGCACAUCGGUUUCAACCUUUUCAUGGCGCUCCUGAUCAUCCCACCUGUGCGCUGGCUGCUACGCAAGCUUAUCUUCGCCCCCGGUGCCGGUCCAACGCUGGAGGAUUCUCGCAACGAUCGGGUGGAGUACCAUGCUGUUGCGACUGCAGACCAGGAUGUGCCCAAGCCAAAACGCGUUUUCGGUAAGCUGACCUACGAAGGAACCAUGUAUGUCAUGACUGCUUUGCUUGUCUCAGAGGCUGCUAUGGUCAUCCUUCAGCAAGAGGAAAAGGUCCGUAAGGUUUCUCGUGGUGGCAUUGUUACCUCUGCCACGCUGGGACAGGAGUAUGUGGAUCGGCUGGAUAAGGCUGGCGUCCAUAUUGAAACCAAGGUCUGGGAUUUUUAA
Messenger RNA from Penicillium odoratum, 1245 nucleotides. Its product is annotated as saccharopine dehydrogenase family protein. NCBI's taxonomy places the organism in Eukaryota, Fungi, Ascomycota, Eurotiomycetes, Eurotiales, Aspergillaceae. The record is from RefSeq and is a predicted model, not a curated record. The transcript is spliced from 5 exons. Bases 1 to 1245 code for a protein of 414 amino acids. Gene Ontology annotation, biological process: glycolipid biosynthetic process. Gene Ontology annotation, cellular component: plasma membrane; lipid droplet; mitochondrion.